UUGACAUUGAAGACACUACUGCCCGUAUUUACCGACUCAAAGUUUUCGCAGCCGGAGGUGCCUCCAGAGUGCUCCGGUAUCCUUUUAGUCUGUUGCAAUUAUUAGAGAAUUCCGCUGGUGUCGAACGGAUCCUGGUGCCAGAUUCAUUCCAAAAUUCGCGGUCAGUCGUUGGACAACGCUUCAAGGAUUCACACAGCUUUCUCCGGGCGGAUAAUCUAUCCAGUUUGUGUUGGGAUUCGAGGCAUAGUGUAACGUGGUAUUACAAAUCUGUUAGUCUCUGUGACCUAGUCUUCUGUGUGUGGUAUCUAUUGCAAGCCGAAUUUCAAUAGUGUUGCAAUUAUGUCCAGCAAAGUGUUACUUUCGGAAGAUUCUGUGUAUCAGCAGAUCCAGAAUUAUUACAACGAGCAUGGUUCCUCAAUUAAUAUUAAGAAGAUCUUCCAGGAGGAUGACAUUCGUUUUGAUAAGUUUAGCCUAAAACUGAGCACACCCAAGGAUGGCGACAUCUUGCUGGAUUACUCCAAGAAUCGUAUCACCGACGAUGCCUGGAACUUGCUUCUCCAGCUGGCAGAGUCGCGGGAAGUGGUCAAAAUCCGUAACGACAUGUUCGGCGGUGAACGUAUCAACAUCACCGAGAACCGUGCUGUGCUCCAUAUUGCGCUGAGAAAUCGCUCGAAUAAGCCCAUUCUGGUCGAUGGAAAGGAUGUAAUGCCCGAGGUGAACGGCGUGCUGGAGCAUAUGAAGGAGUUCACCGAGCAAGUUUUGGAUGGAGUAUGGCGUGGUUAUACCAACAAGAAAAUCAGCGAUGUGGUUAAUAUCGGCAUUGGUGGAUCGGAUCUCGGUCCACUGAUGGUUUCGGAGGCCCUGAAAGCUUACAACACCGGUAUUCGUUCCCACUUUGUGUCCAACGUCGAUGGUACUCACAUUGCCGAAACGCUGAAGAAGCUCGACCCGGAGACAACUCUGUUCAUCAUUGCUUCCAAGACAUUCACCACUCAGGAAACAAUCACGAAUGCCACCGCCGCCAAAAGAUGGUUCUUGGAGCGUUGCGGUGAGCAAGAACAUGUGGCUAAGCAUUUUGUUGCCUUAUCUACCAAUAAGGAGAAGGUCGCUGCCUUCGGCAUCAACACCAAGAAUAUGUUCGAAUUCUGGGACUGGGUGGGUGGACGUUACUCGCUGUGGUCCGCCAUUGGUUUGUCCAUUUCGCUGGCCAUCGGUUUCGACAACUUUGAGAAGCUGUUGGAAGGUGCUCACUACAUGGAUAAUCACUUCUUGAGUGCUCCUUUGAAUGAAAAUGCUCCAGUUAUCUUGGCUCUUAUGGGCAUUUGGUACUCGAAUUUCUACGGCGCCGAGACGCACGCUCUGCUGCCAUACGAUCAGUAUUUGCAUCGCUUUGCUGCCUACUUCCAGCAGGGCGAUAUGGAGAGUAACGGUAAGGGUGUAACCAAAUCCGGCCAGCGGGUGAACUUCAACACCGGUCCGAUUGUGUGGGGUGAACCCGGCACCAACGGGCAGCAUGCAUUCUACCAGCUGAUUCAUCAGGGUACCCGCCUAAUUCCGUGCGACUUUAUCGCCCCGGUCUUUACCCACAACCCCGUGGAGAGUGGUGGCAUGCAUAAAAUUCUACUGGCCAACUACCUCGCCCAGACAGAGGCCCUGAUGAUGGGCAAAACCGAGGACCAAGCCCGUGCCGAACUGGAGAAAUCAGGCUUGUCCGGCGACAAACUGGAACAGCUGCUGCCGCACAAGGUUUUCACCGGUAAUCGGCCGACCAAUUCAGUCCUGGUUAAGAAAAUCACACCGUUCGUGCUGGGAGCUCUGAUUGCCAUGUACGAGCACAAGAUCUUCACACAGGGUGUCAUCUGGGACGUGAACUCGUUCGACCAGUGGGGUGUUGAGCUCGGCAAACAGCUGGCCAAGGCCAUCGAAGUCGAUCUGAAUGAUUCCAAUAAAACUACCUCACACGACUCAUCCACCAACGGUUUGAUCAACUUUAUCAAGGUCCACUGGGAACAGGACGGAAUCUAAGCAUGUUAUCGAGUGGGAGCCCUGCGCUGCUAUACUCAUCUCUCAAACGAAAUGAAGAAGUACACAUAUUAUGGUUAAUGUUAAACACAUAUUAAAUUAUUCUUGAACGUACGUACGUUUCAAUAUAGUCGAUUCAAAUUAUAAAAAGUAGCAUUGCUCUGCAACUCUAAUUGGCGCAUGAAAACUUAAAACAGAUGCUUUCGAUAAUAAAGGUGAAACAAACACGUUUAAACAA
Armigeres subalbatus is the source of this 2260-nucleotide messenger RNA. It is a transcript of the gene Pgi, whose product is annotated as glucose-6-phosphate isomerase. Bases 340 to 2025 code for a protein of 561 amino acids. Gene Ontology annotation, molecular function: carbohydrate derivative binding; monosaccharide binding; glucose-6-phosphate isomerase activity. Lineage: Eukaryota; Metazoa; Arthropoda; Insecta; Diptera; Culicidae. Gene Ontology annotation, cellular component: cytosol. Gene Ontology annotation, biological process: glucose 6-phosphate metabolic process; gluconeogenesis; glycolytic process. The transcript has 4 exons. The record is from RefSeq and is a predicted model, not a curated record.